GAAAGGUACCCUGGUAUUUGUACAGCGGCCGCUGUUUUGCUCAAAAACCGCAACAAAGGCAUGAGCUUGGUUCCUUAUGUCAUCAGCACCAUUCUCAAGGUCGGGAGGACUUCAAAACGGGUAAGCACAAAGUUGUUUGUUUUCCUCGUUGUUUGAUAACCAGUUUUCAAACAUACUUGAAUCAUAAAUAUUAUUUCAGUAAUCAUGGUCCAGGAAAUUAUUAGUUACCAAUAUUAGUAAUUCCUCUUAUGGCAAACAACAUACCGUAGCUCAUAGGUUUUUCUAGAGUUUUCUUAAUUUUUUUAACAGAAAAUUAAAUUAAUGGUUUUCUUUGAGUCCAUAAUAUGUUGUUUAUGUUUGUGCUUCCAAAAAUAUCCAUAAACAUUACAAAUUUCUAGUUCAAGAAAUUCUCAAAAGCCAAACUAAAUAUUUAAUAAUUUACUAAGUUAUAAGCUGCCAAUUUCUAGAUAGGUGACAAUUGAGAUGAUGAUGAUAAUAAUAAUAAUAAUAAUAAUAACAAUAAUAACUAAUAGUAAUAUGCCCUCUAGGGGGUGGGUUGUAUUAUUUGUGGCAACAUGUUAAAAAAGUGUUGGUUUUCUUAAAGGCCCUUCUCAGGCUUAACAAACUUGAUGUCACAAUGUCCCCAAAAAGCAUCAACAAGGCCCUAGAUCUUCUUGGAGAGGAUUUUGAUCUCCCUAUUAAAAACUGGAAAGGUGACAUUACUGCCCAAAAGCAUGCAAGAUAA
Porites evermanni is the source of this 745-nucleotide messenger RNA. The record is from the annotation of a GenBank genome assembly. Lineage: Eukaryota; Metazoa; Cnidaria; Anthozoa; Scleractinia; Poritidae.